Messenger RNA from Closterium sp. NIES-65, 559 nucleotides. Lineage: Eukaryota; Viridiplantae; Streptophyta; Zygnematophyceae; Desmidiales; Closteriaceae. The record is from the annotation of a GenBank genome assembly.
AUGGAGUUAAAGCGGUGGCUUGAGGAGCUUGUGAAGGUUGAAGACUCGGACCUGGCGGCUCUAGAGACCGUGCUUUGCGGCGCACAUCCUGGCGGAUUCGACGCUUACCUGGAGGAGCUCGAGGCGGAGCAAGGCGCGUCGCAGUGCAACGUGGUGUGGACGUACGGCGCGAUCGCGUAUCGCUGCCGCGACUGCCAGAUCAACGACGCCAGUGCCAUCUGCGUGAAGUGCUUUCAGGAGGGGGACCACCGUAAUCAUGACUAUGUGAUGUACCGCAGUGAGUCAGGCGGCUGCUGUGACUGUGGCGAUCCUUCCUCCUGGAAUCCCAAGGGUGCUUGCAAGCGCCACCGCCACCAGGAGCACUCAGCAGACACACCCAAACCGCUGCCCGGGAAUCUCGGGCAGGUGACUGAAACAGCAGUGGCAGCAGUGGUGGCGCAGCUGGUGCUGCAGGUGGGGAAGGCGGUGAAAUCCCCACUGCAACCCCCCCGGGACCUGCUCAAGCUGAUUGCGUGGCUCGACAAGAUCUCGCACGCAGCAGGCAUAAGAGACAUAGUGU